AUGUCUGGUCACGGUAAAGGAGGCAAAUUAAAAGCGAAGCCGAAGAGUCGAUCUGCACGAGCUGGUCUUCAGUUUCCAGUGAGUCGCGUUCAUCGUUUUCUCCGCAAGGGGAAUUAUGCGAAACACAUCGGUGCCGGUGCUCCUGUUUAUCUGGCGGCUGUCAUGGAGUAUUUGACUGCUGAGAUUUUGGAAUUGGCAGGCAAUGCAGCUCGCGAUAAUAAGAGAAGUAGAAUUAUUCCUCGUCACAUUCAAUUGGCGAUUAAAAAUGACGAAGAAAUAAAUCAGCUUUUGUCUGGAGUGACAAUUUCUCAAGGCGGAGUUUUACCUCACAUUCAUUCUGUCCUUUUGCCAAAGAGGACUGAAAAGAAAGAAUAA
Leptopilina heterotoma is the source of this 375-nucleotide messenger RNA. Its product is annotated as histone H2A-like. The record is from RefSeq and is a predicted model, not a curated record. Lineage: Eukaryota; Metazoa; Arthropoda; Insecta; Hymenoptera; Figitidae. Gene Ontology annotation, cellular component: nucleosome. The transcript has a single exon. Gene Ontology annotation, molecular function: DNA binding; structural constituent of chromatin; protein heterodimerization activity. Bases 1 to 375 code for a protein of 124 amino acids.